Auanema sp. JU1783 is the source of this 549-nucleotide messenger RNA. The record is from the annotation of a GenBank genome assembly. NCBI's taxonomy places the organism in Eukaryota, Metazoa, Nematoda, Chromadorea, Rhabditida, Rhabditidae.
AUGGACCACAACACCUUAUUCAAUAUUCAAAGCUGGUUCCGUUCCAAGAGAGAAGCUGCGCAGAGCCGUAAGGCUGUCUUGCUUCUCAUGCUGUUCAAUCUUCUUAACUGUUUGGCCAUAUCCUUCGAUGCCUUUGAAAAACCUUCGUCACUAUUUUUCACUUUGAAUGGAUUGAACAUACUUUCUGUUCUUCUAGCUGUAUAUGGCAUCUACAACAAUAAAAUUAUAUUCACUGUACCGGAUGCUCUAAUCAAAGUAUGCCUAUGUUCCUCCUCGCUUUUUUAUACCCUGCACUUGGCUGAGACUCGGAAUUUCACAUCUGAAUAUCAUUUCGCCUGGCUUGUCGUUUCCUACAUCAUUCUUAUGUGGGAGCUACAAUCCAUUAUUCGCAUAUCUUUUGACAUCAUCAAACAGAGUGAUUCGAAAUCUACAAAGCCUCCUCCACCAUAUCACCAGGUUAUUUCGGAAGAACAGCCACCAUCGUAUUCGGAUGUGAUGGAGAAAAUUGAGAAAGGUGGCUCUCCUAUCUCAGGAAUUCAUAUAGUCUAA